AUGCAUCUUCCAAAACUCCCGCCGAAUGCAUCUUACAUUUACUUGAACAAUCCCCAAAGACGCAAUGCUUUGAGUAUUGCUGUACUGCAAGAGCUAAAGAACAAGCUCGUUCAGUCUUUCACGUCGCCUUCCUCAGGACAGCUUCGCAUCUUGCCACCAUUCAAGAAAGACAUUCUCUCUGAUCUAGAAUACGCUGCGAGACGAGAAAACAGAGAAAGCGAACAAUGGAAGAAAUAUGGAUGGCUAGUCGAUGCUUCUGAGUGGCGCAAAGAGCGUGCCGGAUUGCCUGACGUCUUGGUUCUGCGCAGCGAAGGACCUGUCUUUUGUUCAGGGCAUGAUCUCAAAGAACUCAGUACAAUGAGUCACGAUGAUGUCAAGCGUCUCUUCACUCUUUGCGCCGAGAUCAUGACCCUGAUUAGAAGGAGCCCGGCGAUUGUUGUGUGCCCGAUCCAAGGCCUCGCCACUGCAGCUGGAUUUCAGCUUGCCAUGACAACUGACUAUCCCAUAUCGUUGGCGAGUACCGAGUUUUCUUUACCAGGGGCCAAGAUUGGCUUACCAUGCACGAGCCCAUCGACGGCAGUCUCACGACGGUUGCCCCCAGGCCAAGCAUAUCGGCUUUUAGUGACAGCGGAGCCUGUUACAGCGGCAGAUAUUCCAGGCUCAGUCGACGUCGUUCGGGUCCCAGAUGAUGCGCAACUGUCUGAAAAGGCUGCUGCAUUUGAGGGUCGAGUUGAAGCGGUUGUCAAGCGGCUGGCAGGGAUGGCAGCACAGCCACAAGCUCUGGGGAAAUGGUCGUACUGGACGCAACUGGGUAUCAAAGGAUCGGAAACGGAUUCUAAUGGAACCACCGAGUUUGGUGGUGACGGCUAUGAAGCUGCUGCCAGCUGGGCAGGGAGAGCAAUGGCGUUACAUGCAAAGAGUACCGAUGCCAAGGAGGGGAUUGAUGCAUUCUUAUCCAAGAGAACUCCGUCUUGGACUAGUCGAUUAUGA
This is a messenger RNA of Ilyonectria robusta, 990 nucleotides long. RefSeq names its product ClpP/crotonase-like domain-containing protein. Gene Ontology annotation, molecular function: hydro-lyase activity. Gene Ontology annotation, cellular component: mitochondrion. The record is from RefSeq and is a predicted model, not a curated record. The transcript has a single exon. Bases 1 to 990 code for a protein of 329 amino acids. Lineage: Eukaryota; Fungi; Ascomycota; Sordariomycetes; Hypocreales; Nectriaceae.